Prunus persica (peach) is the source of this 4348-nucleotide messenger RNA. Its product is annotated as transcription initiation factor TFIID subunit 4b. Gene Ontology annotation, biological process: transcription initiation at RNA polymerase II promoter. Gene Ontology annotation, cellular component: transcription factor TFIID complex. Bases 914 to 3709 code for a protein of 931 amino acids. The transcript has 16 exons. Lineage: Eukaryota; Viridiplantae; Streptophyta; Magnoliopsida; Rosales; Rosaceae. Gene Ontology annotation, molecular function: protein heterodimerization activity; RNA polymerase II general transcription initiation factor activity; DNA binding. The record is from RefSeq and is a predicted model, not a curated record.
CUUUAGCCUGCACCAUAUGAUUUAGUUUGUAAAGUUUGGAAGUAAUUAAAUGUGAUUCUUUAUUUUUAUUUUUUUUUAGUCAAUUGUGAUUCUUUAUUUAUGUGGAAGGCUUUUCUAUAAAAAGCAUGCUUUCUGCACCGAGUUUUAGCCACGAUUUCUUUUAAUGACCGCAUUUUUUAUACAUAAAAAAUACCAUCAGCUGGUGGGUUUUCUUUUGGCAUAUAAUCCGUAGCAUAAAGGCACAAUUUUCUCCGUUGGCUCCUUGCAAAUUGCAAUCGCUUAAAAAAAGAUGGAAUAAAAAAGUUGGUGCCGCUAAAAUUUUAUAUUUGGAUGCCAUUUACCUUUUUACCUUUUUAUUUUUUUGAAACAAACAAAUACAAUUAUACAAGUGCCUUUGCCUUUUUACCUUCGCUGCCCCGCGCUGAGCUUCUGGUUCUUCUUCUGGUUCUUUCAUUUUCUUUUCUGGGUCUCUCACAGGGAAAGAGGAAGAGAAAGACAGGGAGUGGAAAAGGGCUCAAAGGGAUUAAGGUUUUUCAAGAAUUCAGUGCCAGAAUUGUGAAAACCAUAUUCUUUCUGUGGUUAAAGCCAAUCCCAUCUCCAUUUUUGUGUUCAAGUUGAACCCACUUUUCAUUUACUACCCGAGAAGUAAAAGAUCUUCCAAAUGCGUCAGUUUAGGGCUCACACAAAACAGAAAGCCGUUUGCGUGUUGGAGAAGAAAAAGUUUCUUGGGAGCCGAGAGAAUUUCUUUUAAAUCAGAGACAGAGAGCUCGUAGAAGCUAAUAGGAUUUGCUUCGCUGUUAAGGCUUGUGGUCACCCGAGCAGCAAGUUUUCUCCCAGAAAGAUAAAAUCCUGGGACUCUCUGUUGAAAAUAAAUCUGCCAAAGGCUCAAAGGCAUUGACAUAUAUAUCUCAUAAUGGAUCCAUCCGUUGUGAAGAAGCUCCUUGAAGACGAUGAGGAUGAAACCAUGCAUUCCGGGGCGGAUUUGUUAGCCUUCCAGGCUGCCCUGAAUAAGGACAUAGAAGGAGAUGUGUCUGCUUCCCAGCCGUCUGAUUCAGACACAGCGGUUUUGUGUCAAGGAAGCAAUAAUACUUCUAGUCAGUCAUUACUGCAGUUGAGUAUUGCUAGCCAGGAUGAAAAUACAGCUGGUCAAAUUCAACAAGACCAAAAAAUUGCACAACAUCGAGAACUGCAUUUGUAUGAAAUGGAACCAAAGCAACAGGGAUCCAUUGCUGAGAAUAUGCAACAGAAAAAUGAUGCCUCAAAGGUACUCAAUCACUUUCCUUUACCCCAGAAGCAACCACAUGGUGAUCUUCAAGAAGGACAGGCAGAACAGAAGCCACUCCAGAUUCCUGAAACAACUGGAAUGCUGAUUUCUGAAAAACACCCAAGCUCAACAGAGGAGCACGGCAUAGCACCUAAUCUCAAAAGCGAAUCUCAGUACUUAAAGCUUCAGAAGAUGAGCAGUCAACAAUCAAUGAUCACAGAGCAACCAAGAAACCCUUCGAAUCAAAGCAGACAAGUAGUAUUUUACCAGUUAUAUCCCCUCUUAUUGCCCCAACUAAAUAAAGACAGAGGAAGGCAACUUACUACUCUAUUUGGUAGACUCAAGAGCCGUCAAAUCCUCAAAGAUGCUUUUGUCCGGGAACUUAAAAGUAUUGUUGGGGAUGAGAUGCUCAGAAUGGCAGUAAAGGAAGCGCCCCUAAUGCCUAGUCCUAACCAUCGGUUACUGCCUAAGGCCUCGGUCCCGCAACAACCUCCAAGGAUGCUAUCUAUUAGUGCAGGUGCUGCACAGUUGACUAACCCUCGUUCAUCUGCACUUCAUCUGAGAGGUCCCAAUUCUGCCACUGACCCAUCACACAGUCUCCCUUCAACAGUUCAGGUACAGACUGAUUCAAGCCAUCCGCUCAUUAAAAAUAGUGCUAGAAAAUUGCCAGAAGCAGAAUGUCACUCAGAUUCUGAGGGAAUGCAAGUAAGUCAAAUUUCUUCCUCUAGUGUGGUAGCUACCAAUCAAGAAAGGGAGUGCUUCUCAGUUCCUAUGCAUGGAAACGCUGGUGGUACUUGUCACCUAUUUUCAGGGACAAGUGUCAAUACUUGCGCAUUGCCUGUCAAACCGCAGCCUUCUGAUGCACAACUGAGACAAGUCCUACAACAUCAAAGCAUAGGUUCUACUCAGUCAGGUGGGGAAGCACGUGGAGCGAACAUCAUGAGUGUGUCCAAAACGGAGAGGCAAAAUUCUAUGAAUGAACCUAGUAGACUGCAAGGUGGAUCUCUUACUCACUUUACAACUAAUGCAACUUUGCAACAGAAUCCUAAUCCUUCACAAUCCUCAAAUAAAGAGCAGAGUUCCCGUCCUGUGUCAUCAAUGGCUUAUGUCAAACAGGAAUUGAUUGAUCAGACUGCUGAGCAGCAGCACAAGCCUCCAUUGCCUAGUUCACAUGGAUUGCCUUCGGUUUCUGCUGGAGUACUUGAACAGGGAAAUGCAUCAUCUGUAAUUUCAAUGGAUGAGUCCUUAGAGAAGCAGCCUUCUAGAAUGGGUGUUUCAUCAUCGCCUUCGUCGUCUACAAUCACAGUGCCUCAAAGUUCGGUGUCUCCUUCCUUCAUGAUGCAAGUCAAUCCUAGUGUCUCGUUAGGCCCUCGGAUAAGCUCUGGAACCUCUCCUUGUGGGAUUAAUAAUAAAACACCUCCAAAAAAGCCUUCUAUUGGCCGAAAGAAGCCGCUUGAAGCACUUGGUUCUUCACCACCGCAAUCAAGUAAGAAGCAAAAAGUAAGUGGGGCGUUUUCGGAUAUUGAACAACUCAAUGAUGUCACUGCCGUCAGUGGAGUUAAUCUUAGGGAAGAGGAAGAGCAGCUGUUUCCGGGGCCCAAGGAGGAUAGUCGAGCUUCAGAAGCCUCUCGAAAAUCUGUGCAAAAAGAAGAGGAAAGGCUGAUUUUGGAGAAGGCUCCACUGCAGAAAAAAUUAGCUGAAAUUAUGGUCAAAUGUGGUCUGAAAAGUGUAACCCAUGACGUGGAGCGAUGCUUGUCACUGUGUGUGGAGGAAAGAAUGAGGGGACUAAUAAAUAAUUUGAUCCGACUGUCAAAGCAGCGGGUUGAUGCUGAGAAAUCAAGACACCACACUAUUACUAACUCUGAUGUUCGGCAACAAAUUAUGGAUCUCAAUCAGAAAGCUAGGGAAGAAUGGGAGAAAAAGCAGGCUGGGGCAGAAAAGAUCCGGAGGCUUAAUGAGCCUGAGGUUGACAAUGGAGUCGAUGGAGACGAGGAGAAGGAUGAAAGCCAUCCUAAAUCAUUUAAGACAAACAUAGAGGCAGAUGGCAAACUGAGGACAACAGCAGCAAAUGUUGCUGCCCGUGCUGCAGUUGGGGGAGACGACAUGUUCUCAAAAUGGCAACUCAUGGCACAAGCCCGGCAAAAACAUGAAGGUGAGAUUGAUGCGGCGUCUGGGUCCCAGCCAGGUAAAGAUGUAAACCACAAACCUACAUCAACAACUGGAAGGAUCAUGAAGGGCAGUCAAGAAGCAGAGAAAAGGGGUGGUCCGGCUCCUGUCGCUAGAGCUGGGCCAAUUAGAAAAUCUGGAAGGAACCAAGUUAUCAUGCCUCAAACAAGGAUGGCUCGUACUAUAUCUGUCAAGGAUAUGAUUGCUGCCUUGGAAAGGGAACCUCAGAUGUCGAAGUCUAUGUUGAUAUAUCGGUUGCAUGAGAGAAUCCAAUCCUAGACACUGUGGAAUAGUCUUAAAGUACAAAAGAAAAUAAAAAAACAAACAAUGAGAUCGUAGUCAUCGUUGGCCUCAGAAUCUUGCGAAAAUGAUAAAAAAGCACCGUCUCUUACGAACUGUUACUUGUGAUAUUCAUGUUUGCCACAUUAACAUAGCAGCUUCCUCCAGUGGCAGUAAUACUAAGCCAGGAGAAUGGGUUGAAAUAGUACAUUAUCUGAGAUCAUGGUAAUACCUGAAGGAUUCUGAUGGCCUUAUUGUUUGUUAAAGCAUCCACAGUGGGUGUGGGGGGGUGGGGGUGUAAUUUCGGGGGUGUAAAGCUACUUUUACAUUCCCUUUAUACUUCUGGGGUUUGUAAAUACGUUUUUUGCUCUAAUGGAAAACGAUGUAAAUCUAAGAUGUAUAAUUUUUCCUCUCUUUUCUCGGGUGGGUUCCGCCUGCGAAAGAUGUAAAAAUAGAUGCAAAUGUGCAUUUUAUUUUACAUCUUCAUGGUGGUGAUGUAUGUUUACAACCUUUUACAUCUCGUCAUUGGAGAUGAUUUCGGUAAUAAAGUGUGUAUAUUUAACAUACACCCCCUUAUACACUCGCCCAUUGGAUGCUCUUAGCGUGGGUGGUAGGGUUUUUGAGGGCAGGGGUAAAUAA